AUGGAUUUAAGAGCAACAAGAACUCAACCAGAUCAGCACCUACGACUGGAAAAAACUAUAAAAAUAAAACAACUACUUGACAAACUGCAUCCCAGAGGCAGGAACCACAAACUAAGAGCUGCAGAUGUUCUUCAGAUAACAGCACAUUCAUUACAGUGUCAUGAGUCUUGUGCUGAACAGGAGCUGGUCAAGAAUUAUCUACAGAAACUACUGAUGAUGAACUACAGAGCAAGAAACAUUCAAACUAAAGAGACCGAUGAACAGCAUCACACACAAGAAAGAGACAAUGACUUGUCUGAAGAUGAGGAGGAUAUUUUUGAUGAAAGAUGUUGGUCUGGUUUGCCUAAUACUUCCCUGGACUCUGUUCACCCAAUGGAUGUUCAGAUGGCUGUGUUUCAUUUUGCUGAUAGUGUCCUAAGACAGAUGAUGAUCACUAAACUCUCACAGUGUCAGUUCGCUCUUCCUCUGCUUAUUCCUGAUCCAUUCACACAACAGAUUCAGUUUCCUCUCUGGACAUUCAGACAAAUCAACAAGAGCUGGAAGAUCAGAAAUAUUGAUAAUAAAAUAAUCAGUCAAGUCCAGCCAGUGUACAAAGCAGAAACUCCAAUGGUGUCGUUCUUCAGGUUUGGUUCUGUGUCUUCAUCUAAAUCUCAGCUGAUGAACAGUCUGAUCAAUGAGAAACACCACACGUUCUUCCACAGAAAUUGUCCAGGCAGCAGUAAAACUAGACUACUAAUGGACGGAGUGGUGGAGAUCACCUGGUACUGUCCAUCUGGAAAAGACACAGAUACAUUCACUGACUGUGUUGCCUUCUGUAAUCUUCAUGGUGAUGCUGGAGACAAUGAGAAACAGCUGAAGAUUCUCACUGAAAUAUCUUCAGUCAAUGUUGUUCUUCUACCACAACUUGACAAGAAUGACAAAAACGCAAUUAAGAUACGAGAGCUGUACAGAGACAAAAAACCACUUAUUUGCCUUCUUACUGAGGAUGAAUCUGCUGCAAAGCAGAUGAAAGAGAAAUACAAAAUUGGCUUGAAAAAUAGAAAUCAGUCAGAUGUAUCUGUAGAACUCAGAAGAGCUAUAAAGGAUUGUUUCUCAUAUUCAGCAUCAAUGUUCAGACUUCAAGAUGUGUCCAAUCACUCAGAUAUCGGAGUAGAUGAGGAAGAUGAUGAAUACUACAGGAGAGGAAGAGAAGCAGCACAGCAGAUGAUGAGUUUACUGGAGAAUAAACCUUUGACAGAAAUCAAAGAAUCACUUCUGCCCUGUCAGGGGAAACUGUGGCAUCAGUGGUGUCAGAAGAACAAAGAACUUCAUCGACCUCAAGGGGAAGAACUUGAGCAAGAAAUAAGCGUAAAACAAAUUGAAAUGAAGAACAUUCGUGAACAGCAACAUGAAUCUCACAUCAGUGAGUUUAUCAAGUUUUUUAUAAAACAAAUGAACUCAAAUGCUGCAUUUAGAAUGCUUUUUCUCAAAUUUCUCGGAAUCUUCAUGGAUGAAUUUACCUCGGCUGAUCUAUCGGCUCUACAUCACAAAUAUGAUGAAAAGUGGUCAACAGUCUUGGAACAAAAAGAGAACCAUGAUAAAUCUGAACAACUCAAAGCUGAACAAACAGAACUUGAGAGAAUAUCUGAAGAACUUCAAGCAGCAACCUUAGGCUUGGAGCACAUCAUGAGAGAGAUUGGUCAGAUCUAUGAAUCAUGUUUAUCUGUGAAGAAGGAUAAGAAAGACCUGCAGUUUCCCUUCUCUUCUCUCCCAACGCUUGCGGCAGAGAUGAUGAUCUCUGGAUAUCCACUGGAGCUGAUGGAUGGAGAUGCUGCUCAUGUUCCUCUGAUCUGGAUUACUGCUGUUCUAGAUGAACUCAUUCAGAAACUGGGAGAUCAGAGAGUCUUUGUGCUGUCAGUUUUAGGGAUUCAGAGCUCUGGGAAAUCCACCAUGCUGAAUGCCAUGUUUGGACUUGAGUUUGCUGUCAGUGCUGGCCGCUGCACCAGAGGAGCUUUCAUGCAGCUGAUCAAAGUGUCAGAGGAGAUGAAACAACAGAUUAAGUUUGACUAUAUUCUGGUUGUUGAUACUGAGGGUCUUCGGGCUCUUGAACUGAAUGGAAGAUCCACAAGACAUCAUGACAAUGAACUGGCCACAUUUGUUGUUGGUCUUGGACAUCUAACACUGAUCAACAUCUUUGGAGAAAACCCCUCUGACAUGCAGGAUAUUCUUCAGAUUGUUGUACAGGCCUUUCUGAGGAUGAAGAAGGUCAAGCUGACCCCCAGCUGCAUGUUUGUACAUCAGAAUGUUUCAGACGUCACAGCUGGAGAGAAAAACAUGGAGGGAAGGAGACGACUGCUGGAGACACUGGAUGAGAUGACAAAACUUGCUGCACAAGAAGAAGACUCUGAUGCACAAUGUUUUAGUGAUGUCAUUAAUUUUGAUGUACGUCACGAUGUGAAGUAUUUUGCUCAGCUAUGGGAGGGAAGCCCACCCAUGGCACCACCAAACCCAAACUACUGUGAGAAUCUUCAAGAACUAAAGGAAACUAUUAUUUCACAAGCUUCAAAAUCAGGUGGAAUGAUGUUGAAUCAACUAAAAGAUCGUAUUCAAGAUCUCUGGGAGGCUUUACUGAAUGAACAAUUUGUGUUCAGCUUCAGAAAUUCUCUAGAGAUUUCAGCAUACAGGAGACUGGAAACAGAAUAUAGCAAGUGGUCCUGGACUCUUCGCAGUGCUAUGCUGGAAAUUGAGAACAAACUACACAACCAAAUAGAAAAUGAAUCAAUUUAUGAGGUUAGCGAAGGGGAUCUCAAAAGUGAACUGAAAAUAAAAAGGGAAGAAGUGAAAAAAUCCAUGUCUGAUUUUUUUGAUAAAGACACAGAUAACGUUAUACUCCUUCAGUGGAAAGAGUCUUUUGAAAUCAAAGUUAAAGAGAUUCAGGGGACCAUUGUAAGAAAAACAAACACACAAUUAAAUGAGAUUCUUCAGCAGAAAGACCUGAAGAGAACGAUUGAUGCUCAGAAGACACAUCAUGAAAACACUCUCUUAGAAAAGAGCAAAGAACUUGCUUUAAAACACAAAGACAAAACAAAUGAUGAAGAAACUCUAAAGAGAGAGUUUGAUUUGUUUUGGGAAGAGCGUGUGAAGAAGAUCAAAAAAGAAACUCCUCCAAUCAAAGACAUUGACAUACUGAGAGAUGUGAAAAAAGUCAUCAGGGGUUUCUAUGAAAGGGUCCCUGUAGACACCUGGAAGGGGAUCAAGGAUAUGUUCAUUAUCCCAAGUUAUUCAGAUUAUGUUCAGUUAAAAAAAUCACGUGGCAUUACAGGACCUGUUAAAAAUGCCAUCAAAGCAGCUCAACAGAAGUUUGGUUGCACUCUGUCUGAAGAGGAUGAAAUGCAAAUAGGAAACUUGAUCACAAGCAUUGCUCAGCAAACAGACAAGAUGGUCAAGUCAUUUGACGUAGCAAAAACGGGCUACAACAUCAGCUAUAUUUAUCAGCUCACAGAUUACAUCAAGACAAGAAUAACAGAGUAUGAAGAAAGACAAGUGGAAUAUGUGUUCAAGAGUGAAUUCUUCAUAGAUUUGGUAUUUUAUUUAUUUAAAAUAGCAAACAAAACAUUCACUGACCAAUACAGAAUGUUCAGAGAAGCCAAUGAUCCUGUUUUCUAUUUGGAAAAGAAGAGAGAAGAAUACUAUAGUAUUUUCCAGAAAUUCUGUCAAGGAGCAACAUCAGCUGCUAUUUUCGGUGAAAUCAUCUGUCAGAAACUGAAAGAACCCAUUCAACAAAGUGUUUACAAACAGACUGCCAGAGAUUUAGCAGAUGAAAUGAGAUCAAACUGUCCAUCACUGAAUGGAAACAGAUCAAAUCUGGAGAAACACACCCUGAAGAGACUGGCAGAAAAGGAGAAGUUUUAUAACUACUUGAAAUACAUAAAAAAUCCCAGAAAUCGCUUUAAGAGUUUUAUCAGAAAUGAAGUGGAUCAGUACAUCAGAACUUGUUUCUUUACCAGUGUUCAGCCCAAGAUGAAACAGAACAUUGAACUCCUGCAGAAGAAGAUCAUGACAGCAGCACAUGGAUCUACUGAACAUGUUCAAGAGAACAGUGGUGAUGUUGAUUUGUGGUUGAGGUUCUUCACCCAGAAGCUCUCAGAUGUUCUCAUAUUCUCUGUGAAGGACUUCAGUGGAGUAAAACGUGAUGAUGUUGAUGAUUUCAAGCUCCUAGAAGAUGUGAUAAUUAAAGAUCUUCUUUCUGUAAUGUCUGACAUCAACAGAGAGUUCAGCACAGAUUCAUUUAAUAAAAUACUGGCUCUUAGCAACAGACCAGAAGAGAUUCUGAUUGAUCACUUUUGUCAGUGCUGUUGGGUUCAGUGUCCGUUCUGUGCAGCCGUCUGCACCAACACAAUAGAAAACCACGAUGGAGAUCAUAGUGUUCCUUUUCAUCGUAUUAUUGGAAUAAAUGGCUGGUUUUACCAUGGAACACGAAACCUUAGUAUCAACAUCUGCACAUCUUCAGUAGCAAGUGAUAAUCAUUUUUUUACAAAUGAUUUAAAUGACUCUGAUGACUCAGAUGAUGAAGUCCCCUGGAGAGAAUACAGAACAGCAGGACCAUACGCUAACUGGAGUAUCACCCCUGAUCUCUCCGAGCUGCCUCACUGGAAGUGGUUUGUGGUCAGAUUCCAGAAAAGCUUGGAAAAACACUACAGAAAAACGUUCCAGGGUUCUGGCAGGAUUCCAAAUGUAUGGAGACAAAUUACAAAACAAGAAGCUAUUGAGAGUUUGGAUAAAAACUUUUAAUGAAUAUAAACUGAAUGAGCAGAUAAAGAAACCUAAAGGGAAACUGCCCUUUAUUAUUAUUAGUAGUUUGACAAUUAAUACACUUUACUUACUCAAAUUAACUGCACAUUUAAAUCAAUAUCAGGGGGUGGGAUGAUGUACAACUCAGUGUGUUGAUCCACCUAAAUACAAUAUAAGAUUGAGCAGGACCAAAUCUCAGGUGUCUGAGACACCUAAAGUGGUAUUAGGAAACAGAGACAACACAAAGAAUAAAUCUCUACUACAGUAAUAUAAACAAAUUAACUAGGUUUUCUUGAAACAUUUAAUCAAGUAAUCACAUACAUUAUGUUUAGUCUAAUUAUGCUUAGAAAAGCCACCAAAUUAACGUAAUGAAGGCUUUUAAUGAAAGGCAGGUAAACAUUGACAUUUAAAUGCAAUGACUAU
Molecule: messenger RNA, 5193 nt
Organism: Triplophysa rosa
Lineage: Eukaryota; Metazoa; Chordata; Actinopteri; Cypriniformes; Nemacheilidae
Product: interferon-induced very large GTPase 1-like
Molecular function (GO): GTP binding
Source: RefSeq, a predicted model, not a curated record